CAGCAGCAUUUCAGAAGAUUAUAACUACAAAAAUUUCCAUUCGUUUGUGUUAGGAAAAGAAAAAAAGAAGAAAGAAGAAAGAACCAAAUUCGAAAAACUGAAAAUUCUAAAUACGCCCAUCGCCCUCCACUCCAGUAGACAAAGCUUGUUCUACCGGUCGGUAAGAAUAUUUUUGAAUCGGAGAGGAAUUUGAAGAACAGCUGGGAUAUGCAGAAAUUGGGGGAAUUUAAGCUGCCCCACUUUUUCAACUAUCCACCUUAUUUUACUUUACAACCAGUUAGGGACACUCGAGAAAAGCAGGUACAACUAUGGAAAGAGCUAAUAAUUGAGUACUGCCGAGCUCAAAAAGUUUUUAUAAUCGGACUGGAGGAAGACUUUCCUCUAUUCAGCAAUUGUGCAAUUGAGAGAUCUCUUAGUCAUGAAGCUAGAGUGGCUUUUCUCUCAGCCCUUGUUUCAGACGGACGUGCAGAAUGGACAGACAAAGGUCAUAAAAAAUGUCUAAUCCUUUGGCAUCGAAUUCAAGAGUGGGCUGACUUGAUUGUGCACUUUGUGAAAGAGAACGGGUUGGAGGACAAUGUUAUGACAGUUGAAGAAAUUCGUUCAGGGACUGAAUCCCGAGGAACAGAGCUCUAUGGAAUCGACCGAUCAGUUCUAAUGCGAGCUCUGAAACUGCUAGAACACAAAGGGAAGCUUGUCAUAUUUAAAGGAACUUCUACGGAUGAUGAGGGCGUGAAAUUCUCUCUUUAGCAUCCUUGCUUCUGCCUGUUUUUGUAUUUGUAUACAGAUCUUCGACUAUGCAUUCACAGCUAGAAUUAAUCCAACAGAAAUGAGACAGCUAUUUUCUUGCGGAUAUUCAGAUGAUCCUGCACUUCACUUGAGACUAUUCAGCUCCUAUUUAUCCAAAAUUUUGAAGCUUUAUAUUGCA
Coffea eugenioides is the source of this 925-nucleotide messenger RNA. Its product is annotated as vacuolar protein sorting-associated protein 25. The transcript has 7 exons. Gene Ontology annotation, molecular function: protein homodimerization activity; structural molecule activity. NCBI's taxonomy places the organism in Eukaryota, Viridiplantae, Streptophyta, Magnoliopsida, Gentianales, Rubiaceae. Gene Ontology annotation, biological process: protein transport to vacuole involved in ubiquitin-dependent protein catabolic process via the multivesicular body sorting pathway. The record is from RefSeq and is a predicted model, not a curated record. Bases 208 to 747 code for a protein of 179 amino acids. Gene Ontology annotation, cellular component: ESCRT II complex.